This is a messenger RNA of Gasterosteus aculeatus aculeatus (three-spined stickleback), 1957 nucleotides long. RefSeq lists its product as uncharacterized. Lineage: Eukaryota; Metazoa; Chordata; Actinopteri; Perciformes; Gasterosteidae. The record is from RefSeq and is a predicted model, not a curated record.
AGAGGGGGGGGGAGAACUCUUCUCCACAACAACCAAAACCAAAGGAAGGAAACUACAUCGAGCUGAAGAUGUUUAACGGAGCCGCUGCUUCUUCACCUGCGUUUCUCAUUUCUUCUCAGUCUGGCAGCGGAAGAGACGAUCUAAAUGACAGCUGAAGUUAUCCGCGCGUUUCUCACACCUGCGGCACGCGGCCACACCUUCGCCUAGCGCCACAGCUCCACGACACCGGCGGCCAAAUGGGGGGCCAAUGCUGCAGGGUGAUAAAAAGCUACGUCUACGAACCCUCCGAGGCGGUGGACGGGGGGAAGUCGGACUCGGCGGCGAGCUCGCUCUACCAGCCGCACCACCUGCCCGGCGGCGGCAUCGGCGACCCGCCCGGCGGCCUGGGCAAGCAGAAGGAGGGCUUCAGCAACCUGGGCUACAGCCGGUCCAACAACAGCACGCUGAAGCUGGAGGUGGACAACAACCACGUCAACCACCGGCUGCACGCCGCACAUCCGCCCGCCAGGGAGCCGGAGGACAGGCAGGCCAGCGCACCGCCCGCGGACGGAGGCGUGUACAUCAUCCAGCCCGCCGGCCCGAGGUGGGCGGCGCAGGACAACGGGCCGAGCCAGGUGCCGGUUUACCCCGAAACGCGGGAGCACGAGCGCCGAAGGGGCCGCGACGACAACGGGUGGGGCCGCCCCGCCGGCGACGGGAGCCUGUCGGCGGACGAGGGCGUGGGGGGGACGCCGGAGUACCUGUGCGACACGGGGGACGAGGGCAGCGUGCUGUCGGUGGAGAUCCACACCAGCACCACCAGCCUGUCUUCGGCCGACACCAGGGACGAGCUCAGGCCCCCCAAGACCCCGGACGUCUCCACCGUGGAGAGCGGGAUCUCGGUGAUGAAGAGCGAGGACGAGGAGGAGGGGGAGGAGCUGCACAGCGUCACAGACUCGAUGGUGGCGGAGGCCCUCGCCGCUUUGGAGGCCGCCACCGCCGGGGAGGACAGCGAGUGACGAAACCCCCCCCCCUGCCCCCACCUCACCUCACCUCACCUCACCUCACGGGACACGUUCAAAGACCACAGAGUUCUGAUUUACAAGCAGAAAGUGGAACGAAUGAAGGAAAACUGCUGUUAUUUUUGUUUAUGCUUUCGUCAGCUCCGACGUAUGAAGGACGCCACUUUCCCGACGCCGACACUUUUUGUGUCGCGUGUGUUUCACACUCCACGGCCUUAAACGGGCCUUCACGUAUCCGCACUGCCCUCGUAGGGGUCUCAUCACGUUUGCUUCAUCCCGGGGCGUCGCCACGCCGACGGAGCGCACGUUUCCUCGGUUCUUGCCGUAGCUCGCCGCCUCUCUCCGAGAGUCUCGCCCUCGUCCCGCUGAGCCGACGGGAGAAGAAAAGGUCACGUUUUCUUUUCUUUUUAUACCCGCGUUUGUGUCUCUAUUCCGCGUCUUCCGCUGUUAUUUAUAAUAUCGCCGCACCGCCUUCGCUUUGUUGUGAGAAAAGGAACCGGAUGUUAUUUAUGAAUCUGUCGUCGUUGAUUUAUUCGGGAUCAAACGUAAUGAAUAUCGUGUCAACUUAAAAUAGUUUUUCCGCAGGUUACUAAAAGGAAGAUGCGCCCCCCCCCCCUCCACGUUUCACUGAUUGAUUCAAUGACAUUUUUACGUUUUUACAGUUUUUCAUCCACGGCUGAACCGUGAGCUUCACUAGACCAGUUGACGUAAAAUGAUUGGCGAUUAAACCUUUUUUUUAAAUCCAUUUCAUAGGUCAGGUGUUGUGCCCAUGACAUUAGUUCACUCGCGUCCCUUUGGACGAACUAAUUGAGGCCAGCCGGUGCGAAGCGACGAGUGCGUUAAUGCUAAAUAAACCGUCCAAUGAGGUUCUGGAUGCCGCCUUUUCUCUCAUUAUUUGCCCGCCAAAUCCUUCCUAAAUAUUAUAUUUGUAUUGUAAAAUAAAGGAAAGCACUUUU